Corylus avellana is the source of this 1588-nucleotide messenger RNA. Its product is annotated as fold protein. Lineage: Eukaryota; Viridiplantae; Streptophyta; Magnoliopsida; Fagales; Betulaceae. The record is from RefSeq and is a predicted model, not a curated record.
AGAAUAUGAGGUGGAAGUGGAAAGUGAGAAAUUAGGAAAAAAUGGGGAGGGUUGAGAGCAGGAAACAAAGGAGGUUGAAUUCGGGUUAGCCACGGCGUCUAUUGGAUGGGAUGGGAGCAGGAAUAUGCGCUCAUUCUAUGUGGAAGAUUCGUGACUCAUGCGCAUCUUCCUCUCUCUUAUUCUCUUUUCUCUUCUCUUUCUUGUCCGAAUAUGACUUCCGCCUUCCAUAUAACUGAACAACCACCACCACCUUCUUCUUCUCUUAUACAAUAACCCAAACUCCUCUUCUCUGCUCCGACGCUCCGCCACAUCUUCCCAGAAUCAAGCAACAUAUUCAGUUGCUGAGGGCACGCUCAUUUCAAUUAAUGCCAGCAAAUUCAUGCUGGCAAUCAACUUGAUUGAAUUUAUUUCUGAAAAGCUUAUGAGUCCCCAGACUAUAUUGAACCGAAGCAGAACCCUCGAGGGUGUCCAUGGGGUGCAUGUGGUGCCUCAUUCACCAUUUGCAUUGGAGGCAACUACCGAAAAUGGGGACUUUCCUCAGUCAUUCAGUAGAAGCUCAGCUAUUGAAGCAAAUCAGCGUUUAUUGAUGCAAUGGGUAUGGCACCAUAGACCAGCCUGUUUGAGGCCCAUCCAAGGGUGUUGUAUUCAAGGUGAUCAGAAUCUUGCAGAAACGGUGGCUAAUGUGCUUACUUCACUUCCUUUUAUAGCUCUUGGAAUCCAGGCCCCAAGGAAGAACCUCCAUACUAAGCUGUAUGCUAAUUCGUUAAUUGGAGUUGGAAUUGUCUCAAGUUUGUACCACUCUUCAAGAGGAAAACUGAGGCACUUUUUGAGAUGGACGGAUUAUACAAUGAUAGCCACAGCAACAGUAUGUCUAUCAAGAGCUCUCAGAGAUGACAACCCAAAGUUACUGAUGGCUGCAUCCGCAUUUCUUCUACCUGUCCAACCUCUAAUGGUUUCUGCAGUUCAUACUGGGAUGAUGGAGGUAGUAUUCGCUAAAAGAGCAUCAAAAGAUCCAGAUCUGAGGAUGGCACACAACGUGCAUAAGAUGUCAUCAUUGUUGAGUGGUGUACUCUUUGUUGCAGAUGAUGUUUUUCCUAGGACUCCAUUCAUUCAUGCUGCCUGGCAUCUCGCCGCAGCUGUUGGUGUUGGCACCUGUAAUAAGCUUCUUGAGUAGUAGUAUAUAUAUGUAUAUAUAUUUGGAAUCAAUUCCUUGUAAUCAAUUCACCCAGCGAUUAAAGCUAGAUCACAUAGAUCUUCAAACUUCACAUAUCAUUGGAGGGAUUUGUUCUCUUGGAUCGGGUGGGUGGCUGCAGUUCAUGGGUUCAACCUGCAUUGGUCCUGAAACUUUCUAUGUACUUUCUCCAACUGUCCUUUUUGUUCUCUAGAAUAGCUAUGUAAUUUUACUGGGGAUGGAAUAUUUCCUGCAGAACACUGGCAACUAUUGUACAUUUGGGAUCAAUAGUGAGCACUGUCAAAGAGAAGAAAUAUUUCAUGUACUUCUAAAUUCUAUUAUUUCUUGCAAAUGGGAUGAUCAUUAUAAGUGCUAAAUGGAGGCACGCUUAUAAAUCUUUCAAGGAUUUACAUUGAA